This is a messenger RNA of Aspergillus tubingensis, 582 nucleotides long. Its product is annotated as TRAPP subunit TRS20. The record is from RefSeq and is a predicted model, not a curated record. Gene Ontology annotation, biological process: endoplasmic reticulum to Golgi vesicle-mediated transport. Gene Ontology annotation, cellular component: TRAPP complex; nucleus; cytoplasm. Lineage: Eukaryota; Fungi; Ascomycota; Eurotiomycetes; Eurotiales; Aspergillaceae. The transcript has 2 exons. The coding region runs from base 1 to 582 and encodes 193 amino acids.
AUGUCCUACUACUUCACGAUCCUCUCCCCUACGGACGUGCCUCUAUUCAACAUCGCCUUCGGCACAUCCAAGUCCGGGGGCGACGGGAUCGCCCGGUUCCGAUUCCCGGAUACAGCGCAGUACAUGAACCAGUUUAUCAUUCAUUCGAGUUUGGAUAUUGUUGAGGAGGCGCAGUGGAUGAAUGGGAAUAUGUACCUAAAACACAUCGACACCUACCCCCCCGCAUCAGCAUACAUCUCCGCGUUCUUGACCCCCUCCGGGGCAAGAUUCCUUCUUCUGCAUCAGCCGCCGCAAUUAGCUUCGAAUAGCGGGCAGGGGGCCGGUGGGAGUGGUUCGAUGGGCGGGUCGAUGUCCGGGUCGUUGUUGUUGGGGUCUGCGGGCGGGUCGUCGCGCGCGUCGGCGAGCUCGAUAGCUAAUAAUCCGACGUCGCCGCAGACGGAGGAGGCCGUGCGACAGUUUAUGACUGAGGUGUAUGAGAAUUAUGUGAAGACUGUGAUGAGUCCGUUUUAUAGGCAGGGGAUGGAGAUUAAGAGUCCUGUGUUUAGGGGGAGGGUUACGGCUGCGGGGAGGAAGUGGUUAUAG